CACCCCAGGGAUGAUAUGAGCACCCAAAGAGCAGGGCGAGCAUCCCAAAAAUGAUAGAUGAGCAUCCUACAAAUGGGGUGAGCACCCCAAAAAAGAUGGAUGAGCACCCUACAAAUGGGGUGAGCACCCUGGAGAUGACAAAUGAGCACCCAAAGAGCAGGGCGAGCACCCCAGGGUGCCCGGAUGGGGAAGCAGGGGAGAGGCAGCCGUGGCUGGGCCAUGGGGCCGCGUGUGCAAGCGUGUGUGCACGCGUGUGCACGCGUGUGCGCCGAGGUCUGUGAGUGACACCUGCUGUCAGAGCCCUGCCAUUUCACGCCGGGCCCAUUCCCGCCAGGUCCCCACGGGCCACCAAACCCAGCCAGAGCCACCGCGGGCCGAGCCGGAGCUCCACGGGCACCCAGGGGUGCGCCGGGGGCUGUGCGGGGCCAAGCAGCCCAAGCCCUGCGUGGUGAAACCAGGGGGUGCUCGGGGGAGGUUUGGGGGGACCCUCUUGGUGCUGUCCCAUCGCUGUGCCAUGGUUUGGGGUCACAGUCCCCAGCUGAGCAUCCACGGCAGGAGAUGGGCACAGCGGUGUCCCCGCGGUGCCAUCCUGCUCUCCUGUGCCCCAUGGAGCUGGGGGGGGACAGGGCUGUGUGCCCCCAGCUGGGUUCGGGUCCCCCCAUCCCAGGUGUGGGACGUGGGGUGCUCAGCACCAGCUAUCCCCUCCCCAUCCCCAACCCCAAACCCUCCCAAAACCUUCUCCUCUUUCCCUUUCUAGGACUUCCCCAUGCUCAGGGCCCGACGUUCCCACCCUGUAGGGGAAAAAUCUCCUCCGUGCCUCGCCUCCAGGCAUCUUUUUGCCCCCCCCCCAGGCAGCAGACCAUCAGGGAUGUGCUCUCCCUCUCAGCCCUCCAUUGCAAAACCUCCUCCGCACGGCCGCGGCAGCCAGUAAACUUUUCCCCUUCGAGCGAAUAAAUAAACCUCAGCAAACCGGUCUCGCUCUGCUUCCCCACGCCGCCCCCGGCCCCCACAUCGCGGGGCUGGGAACUGGCGGAGGAGCCGCCGAGCUCAGCCCCAACCUCUCCCCGGGCUCCCGAGCAAACAAACUGAAUCCCCCGUGCAAAACAAGCCGGGCUUUUGAAAUGUUUUCCCUUUCCAUCCCGCUCUUCUGCUUACACCGCCGGGGAGGAUGUGCGAGGGCUGAGGCCCCGGGUGAUGUCAAGCCAUUAUGUCAGGGGCUGGCCGGGUUUUUCGGCCCCGCUGUUGCCCCUUUUCUCAUGGAGACCUCCGGGGACCUGGCUUUUGUUUUUCCCCUCCCUCCACGCAAGCUCCUGGGCAGCGUCUCCCUUUUGGAGGGGGUCCCCCAAGCCCCGCAGCCCCCCGCUGGGUGCUCAGCCACGAGCUCCUCAUCCCUUCCCCAGGGUGGGCAGCGGUGGGGGCUCCGCCGCCCUGCGCCCCAUGGCGCACAGCUCGCCCGCCCGCCCCACGGAGCCCCGGAGGCUCUGGUCUGGCUGCGAGGCUGCUCCCCCUGACGUCUCGGCCAUCUGAUGUUUGCUCGAGCCCUGGGAUAAAUAAACCUCGGAUCUCACAGCCUCCCACGCAGCCGGCCAGCUCCCGCAGCCCGCGCUCCGCCGUGCCGUGCCGUGCCGCGCCGUGCCCGUCGGUCCCCCGCUGCGGCCCCAGGUGCCGCGCUCUCGCCGCCGCUCAGCCCUGCCUUGGGAGGACGAGCUGCUCGCGCAGGACCAGCCGGCUCCCCGAGCCACGCCGGGGCCAUGGGGCUGUGCCGGGGCCGCUUCCUCGCCGUUCUGCUCAUCCUGGUAGCCACCGGGGCUCGGAGCCAGGAGGAGGCGCCGUGCGCCCUGCACGUGCUGGUGGCCCUGGACGUCACCGAUUUCCAGCAGUCCAACCUGCAGCCCUACCUGGAGCGCGUCCUGCGGGACCUGGCCGCCUUGGAGAGCCUCACCUGCCGCCCGCUCAGCCUCCACCUCAGCCUGCAAAGCGUCGGGCAAGGGGGGGACACCAUCUUCCAGGGGGGGCUGCAGGAGCCCUGGGCAGACGUGCUGCGGCGCCUGGCGCGGGCGCACGCCUUCCAGCGCUCCUACUUCAACCAGCUGGCCCUGCAGAGCUUCCUCGGCACCCUGGCACGCCAGGAGGAGGACACCAAGGCGCUGCUGGUGCUGACGGACGGGCUGGAUGACGAGGUGCAGCGGAUGAAGGAGGUGGCCACAGCAGCCUGGCUGCAAGACCAGGCCGACCUGCUGCUGACCGUGGCCGUGAACAACGCCACGAGGCUGGGGGAGCUGCAGCAGCUGGAAUUUGGGCGGCGGAUGGGGAACGGGCAGCAGCUCUCCAUCGACAUGCCCGAGGCUGGAGGGCACGUGGCGCAGGAGCUGCUGGCACUGGCGGAGAGGACGUGCUGUGGGACGUGUCCCUGCACCUGCGUGGGGCUGCCCGGCCUUCGGGGCCCCAGCGGCCCCUUGGGGAGCAAGGGGGUGGCCGGCAGCAAGGGACGUGCUGGAGACGAAGGCGAGCACGGGCACAGCGGGGAGCAGGGACCAGCAGGUCUGCGGGGCAGCCGAGGGAUGCAGGGAUGCCCGGGGCAGUGUGGAGCGAAGGGCGCCGUGGGUCACCCCGGGGAGCAGGGACCUCCUGGAGAAGCCGGCUCCGACGGGGUGGACGGGGAGCAGGGUGAAGCGGGGACCCCCGGGCACCCCGGAGAGAAGGGGACCCGCGGGAGGCAGGGGCAGAAAGGCUCCCGGGGUGCCCGGGGGGAGAAGGGACCCCCAGGUCCCCGCGGAGCGGUGGGACCACCCGGGAGGAGCAGCCUCGAGCCCGGCCCCCCAGGGUGGAGAGGAGAGGGGGGCCCCCAGGGUGACCCCGGUCCAGAUGGUCCCCAGGGACCACCAGGGCCACCGGGCCCCCCGGCUCACCUGACCUCGUGCCAAAAAGGGCAGCCGGGAGUGCAGGGCAAGAAGGGGAACCGCGGCAGCGCCGGGCAGGGGGGCGAGAAGGGGCACGAAGGCGCACAGGGGGUGCCGGGGCCACGGGGGACAAAAGGUGUCAGCGGCAGCCCGGGGAGCAGAGGAAUUCAGGGUGCGCCCGGAGCCGAGGGUCCUGUGGGAGCUGCGGGGCCAACCGGCCCCAAAGGGGACAAGGGCCAGGAAGGAGCCAGUGGGCAGGAAGGGGAGCGCGGGACCUCGGGGACCCAAAGGUGCCCUGGGCGAGAUCGGGUGCGACCGGCGAGGCGCCCCGGGGAGACAGGGAGCGAAGGGUGUUCGGGGGCUGCCGGGGUUCCCGGGGGUGCAGGGCCAACGGGGCGAGCGAGGAGCCCGCGGGGACAAGGGCAGGCGAGGGCUGCCUGGGCGCAUGGGAGAGCCUGGGAGCAAAGGAGAAGCCGGCAGCCACGGCAGCCUGGGACCACCGGGGGUGAUGGGCCCCAAGGGCUCUCCGGGCAUCCCCCCCUCCACGCCCUGCGAGCUGAAGGCUUUCAUCCGCCAGCGCUGCGCCUCCAGCUCGCCCUCCUGCCCCCUUUUCCCCACGGAGCUGGUGCUGGUGCUGGAGACCUCGUCCACGGUGCCUCCGCCUCUCUUCUCCCGCAUGAAGGAGCUGCUGGCCCUGCUGCUGAGCGACCUCCACGUCUCCCCGGCCGGCUGCCCGGCGGGGGCUCGCGUGGCCGUGCUGUCCUACGCGGCCUCCCCCAGCUACCUGCUGCGUUUCGGGGAGGCGCAGAGCGGGGCCGCGCUGCUGGGGCGCCUCCGCCGCCUCUCGCCCAGCCGCUCGUCCCAGCGGGGCCGCCUGGCCUCCGCCAUGCGUUUCGUGGGGCUCCACACCCUCAAAAGGGUGCGGCGGGCCGUGCUGGGCAGGAAGGUGGCCCUUUUUGUCACCAGCGGUCGCAACCAGGCUCUGGAAGGCGUCGGGGAGGUCGCCCUGCAGUACGAAGCGCUGGGCAUCGUGCCCGUGGUGCUCACCUUCAGCCCGCUGCCCGAGGUGGUGCGAGCUUUCCAGGUGAACAGCCUCUUCCAGGUGCUCCAGCUCUCCACGACAGAUCCGGACAGGGACGCGGAGCUGCUGCAGCAAACCCUGCUGCCCUGCGUGCUCUGCUUCGACCUCUGCCACCCCUGAAAGCUGCCCCGCAGCCGCGCCGCCCCGCAACCCUCUGCGCCUGGACGCUGACCUGGCCCUGGUGGUGGACAACGCGGCGCUGCCGGCGAGGAGCCUGGAGGCCGUGGCAGAGCUUUUUGGCAACCUCUUAGGGCGCCUGCAGCCGGCGCAGCGGGGUGCCCGCGUCACCCUGGUGCUGACCGGCCCCACCACCCCCCAGCAGGGUUUGGGGGAGGUCGAUUUGGGGCUGCAGAGCCCCGGGGAGCAGCUCCGGGAGCGCCUCCGCCUCGCGCUGGUGCCCAG
Messenger RNA from Anas platyrhynchos (mallard), 4383 nucleotides. NCBI's taxonomy places the organism in Eukaryota, Metazoa, Chordata, Aves, Anseriformes, Anatidae. The record is from RefSeq and is a predicted model, not a curated record.